Fomitiporia mediterranea MF3/22 is the source of this 544-nucleotide messenger RNA. RefSeq lists its product as uncharacterized. The coding region runs from base 9 to 356 and encodes 115 amino acids. The transcript has 3 exons. The record is from RefSeq and is a predicted model, not a curated record. Lineage: Eukaryota; Fungi; Basidiomycota; Agaricomycetes; Hymenochaetales; Hymenochaetaceae.
UCAAUAUCAUGAACUCGCCACCAGAGCUGGCUUCACCGUCACCAUCGACCGAGUCUUCCGGCUCACCUCCUCCAGAUGAAACCCUAUCCGAACGCGCUGCCCUCGCCACAGCAUCCCAAACUCUCGCCAACCUUAGUCAGGCUAAAAGACGUCUCGCCUCAGGUCCAACGGCGAACAGAGACCUUAAGUCGAGGAGACGCGAUGACGGCUCCAAGAGGAGCUUCAUACAGGGUGACUUGGGUGUACGAGAAGGCGCAAGGAAGGAAGAGUUCGUUGAUAAUGACCUCAUGGAGAAAUUGAAACAAGAAUUCGGCGACCCAUUUGACGAGUCCGACUUAAAAGCACUUACGCAAUAGGCCUCGGACAGCUGCUUUGUUAUCUCUUAUCUUCUCUCAAAAAACUACUGUAUAUUUGUAAUUGCAUCAUAAUUUAUCUUCCAAAAAGGCCGCCAUUACAAACCUUCAUUAUUUUGUUUUCAUUUCCACAUUCUACACCAUUCGUCUCACAUUGUACAACAUUUCCGUUCGACCUAACUCCUUAUCUC